Molecule: messenger RNA, 3739 nt
Organism: Culicoides brevitarsis
Lineage: Eukaryota; Metazoa; Arthropoda; Insecta; Diptera; Ceratopogonidae
Gene: SREBP
Product: sterol regulatory element-binding protein 1
Exons: 9
Coding region: 101-3076 (991 amino acids)
Biological process (GO): regulation of transcription by RNA polymerase II
Cellular component (GO): nucleus
Molecular function (GO): RNA polymerase II cis-regulatory region sequence-specific DNA binding; DNA-binding transcription factor activity, RNA polymerase II-specific; protein dimerization activity
Source: RefSeq, a predicted model, not a curated record
ACGUCAUAAAUCGUACGAUGUUGAUUCUUGAACUUAAUUAUAUCAGUUAACUGUAUUUCUCUGUGAAAUAAAUAGUAAAAAGAAUAAAAUAAAAACAAAAAUGGAUAGGCUAAGCUGGGAGCCUUUUGAUAAUAAAAUGGAGUUAGAAACUAAUUUCCAUGGUGCAGAGUCAGCAUUCGAUGUUAAUGAAAUAGCAGACGACAUGUUUAGAAUUAACGAUGAUAAAUUAAUAGGAAUGGUCGGAGAUGAUUUUUUAACUCAAUUUGGAUUAGACGUUGAUUUAGUAAAUACAGAGAUAUCCCAAUCAAAUGAUAUCAGUACUUUGGAUCAAGCAGAUGAUCUCAAAGUACUUCAAUCUGAUGAAAUCAAAUUUUCUAACUUUCUUGAAGACACGUCUGCAAGCAAAACGUUCGAUGAUGCCGACGAAAUGAACAUAAAAGACAAAAAGAAUCCUGUUUCUAUUUUGCAAGAUACAAAAAGCACAGCAUUACAUCAUUCAACAAUAAUACUUCCAAUUAAUACAAUUUCUAAUAUGAUGAGUCACCAAUCUAAUACAAUGACACAAGUACCCCAUAUCAAAUCAGUUCAAUCAAGACUGGAUUCUACAAAUGUACAACAAACCUCUCAGUUAUUAGCUAUUCAAGGUUUUCCAACAGUAAUGUGUAAAUACACAGAAGGCAAUGGGGCAAUUCAACCACAAAAUAUCCAUGUAGUUAACGCUGGAACAAUUUUAACAGGAAUACCCGUAGUAUUCGACACAAAGGAAAAUAGUGAAUCAAAAUCAGAAAGAAAUAAUGUAAAACCUAAUAAAGAAGGAAAACGAUCUGCACAUAAUGCAAUCGAACGACGUUAUAGAACUUCGAUUAACAGUUGUAUUUGUGAAUUAAAAAGUAUGUUAGUUGGUCGUGAUGCUAAGUUGCAAAAAUCUGGAAUACUACGCAAAGCUAUUGAACAUAUUAAAAAUUUAGAACACCAAAACAGACAACUUAAACAAGAAAAUAUGGCUCUCAAAUUACAUUUAUCAAAUGAGACUAAUGACAAUCUCAAGGAUCUACUUUCAAACAAAACUAAAAUUUCAGAAAAACUCGGAGCUGGAAAUCUAACUCCUCCGCGAAGCUGCGAUGAAUCUAAUCCAUCAUUAUCCCCACAGUACUCUGAACCUUCAUCACCUUAUAGCAGUGAUGAAAGUGGAACAUAUAAUGGCAUGGCAUCCCAUUCAAAAUUGACAUUAUGCAUGUUUAUGUUUGCGAUGUUAGUAAUAAAUCCUUUUAAAGCACUUUUGAAAGAGGAGGAAACAUUAAAUUCAGACUAUACAACUGCUAGGCGAACUAUAUUGGAAUCUAAUGAAUAUUCAUUUACAUCGUGGACGCAAUAUGGAUCUACUUUGUCUUUGUGGACUAUUAACAUAUUGAUUUUUGUGUUUUGCUUAUUAAAAAUACUGUUCUUUGCUGACCCAUACAUCAAACAGGGAUCUCGCAUGUCAAAGAUUCUUGAACAAAGGAUAAAAAUUGCUGAAAAUCAAUUUAAGUGUACCAAAAAUAUGGAAAACACAUUUGAAAAGUUUGUUUUGUGUUUGAAUUGUUUUGGUAUACGUUUACCUAAGACAGGAUUUGAUCGUUACGUUUCAAUGACUUGGCAGUUAGUGAGACUAUUUCUAUACGAAACUUUAGGCAAAUGGAUUUCUAAGAUUUAUAUUUUUAAUUCAAGAGCUGAUAAUCUAUAUUCAGCAAAAGAAUUAGCGUAUAUAAACCAUCGAUUAAAUCAAAUUGCCUUAACUUUAAACAUGGAUAAACAAAUUAGAUUAUUAACUUCACUUCAUGCAAUAAAUAUGAUUGAACGCUCGAUUACGAACGCAGAACUAGAUCUGAUAGUUGAGAUUUAUCUUAGUGCUGCAUUAAGUGCAAAAGGAACUUUUUUUAACAUUAUAAGCAGAUAUUGCUUAUGGAAAGCAAAGCACUAUUUAUCACUGACGAAGAAACAUUCACCUUAUGAAUGGACUGUUACAUCCCAUGGAUAUCGUUUCCUAUCAACAUACGAAUGCGAGAACAUCAGUUUAAUGCCAAAGGUCACUAAUAUUUUUACUUCAACGAAAAACUAUGCAAAUCCACUUCAGUAUGUUUUAACGAAAUACAGAGAAUUCUUGUUGGAGAAAAGCUUAAAAAGCUUAGUCGGUUUCACUAACUACAAGCAAGAAGGACUAAAGAAACAAUUUGAACGAGUACUGUUCUUUACUAACUUAUAUAAAGAAUCAAUUUCAAUAGGUGACGUUGAAAGUUUGGGCGAUUGGUGGUGUAAUUUAUUUGAAAUCUCUGCAUAUUGGUCUCUAGCGGAAGAUAAAAAAGCUUAUGAUUUGUAUCUAAAUUUGAGGAAUAUUCCAGCAGUUUUGCUAGAAGACACAUUAUACAGAUCUUUCAUAGCUUCUUUUAGAGCAAAAUGUGAAAUAAAUUCUCCUGAUGGUUUUGAUGGUAUAAAUAUUAUGAAAUAUUGUAAUAUUGGGAGUAAGCUAUUAAAAGAGACCCUAGAUGAUUCAAAAAUAACUGGAAGUAGAAAGUUACUUCAAUAUCUUAUUUGUGAUUGGUUACUGGAAAUAAGGUGGUCCUUAUAUGAGAUAGAAAAAAAUCAACAAUUACAACAUGAUCAAUGUACUUCAGUUCCACUAGAUGUUUUAUCUUAUUUUCAAAACGAUUUGAAUUCACUUCGAACCAUCGUUUUAGAUAUGCCAGUUCUGCAAAGUCGUUUGUAUGUUUAUGAAGCCAGUGAGAGAAUACUAGCUUGUGCAAGCCCAAAUUUUACUCAACAACUCUUGGAUAGAAGUGUAAGACAACGUACUAAUAAUAGAACUUCAAUCAUUUGUGGAAACCGUUCUUCAGCAAAUGGAAAUGAUUUAACAAAAGCAACAGCGUUAUAUUUAGCUUGUAAGCAUUUGCCAGCAGUAUGCUUGUCAGCACCAGGAGAAAGAGCGGGGAUGUUAGAAUGUGCAGCUAAAAGUUUAGAAAAAAUUGGCGACAAAAAAAGAUUAAACGAAUGUUAUAAAUUAAUGAAGUCAAUCAGUAAUGGAAUAACUACAUUUACAUAGUGAGAAAAUUCUAUCAUAUGUUAUUACAAUUAAUUAUUGCCUAUAUUUAUUUACUACAGAGCUAUUUUUGUUUCAUUUAUAUUCAUUACAUAAGAGUAUUCCACUUAACUUGUUUCGCAUAAUUUUUAUCAAAAAUUACAAUGAACAACAUAGAAAUUAAAUAUAGAUUAUGAUCAUAUUAAAUGCCUUAACAAUCAAGUUUUGUUAACUUUUUUUUAGUGAUGUUUUAAUUGUUUUUAACAAUUUUUAAAUUUUAAACUAUUUUAAAGUUUAUUCAUGAACAUUUUGGUUAAAAAAUCAAGAAGUAUCUAAUUUUAUACAAAAAAAAAAACGACUAAAAAAUUUGAAAAUUAUUUUUAGAAAAAUUUUGCAGAAUAAUUUUUUUAUAAAUUUAAUAAAAAUGUGACAGCAAAAUUGAACAAUAAUGUUUCCAUACAAAAUAUACAAAACGAAUAUCUAUAUAAAAAUCCAUGGUUUUUAUUUCAAAAAUUUUUUGAAAAAAUAUUUUUUGAAUACCCUAAGCUUAAGUUUUCUUUACAUCUAAUAAGUGCAUAAGUUCAAAAAACAUUUAUUUAUUGCUUAAAUUGUUUAAAUAAAUUUGUUAAAAAAUAGCUUUAGUAUUAUAUUUUUUAUUAUAUAUUCAAUGAAUGUAAUGAUGUAUGA